AGGAUGCGUAUGAUGUUUUUAUGAGACGAUUUUAAAAAAGUUGAAGUAGCUAUCAGUUCAAGUAGCAACAAAGUUAGGAACAAUGUUGCGUAGCUCAGAUGCUCAGAGAUAUUCGAGCGAAGUAGGAAGAGAAUUACUUGAGAUUGACCGUAAGACUGGUGAGCUAAGAGUUGUGACGGGUCCAAAUCGAUUAUUUGAUGAAAACGCUCAGGCAAUUAAAAAAAAAUCAUUUGCUUCCGAUCAUGUUGUUGUCACUGAAUCUUCAAAGAGUAUUGAAGCAACAAAGUUAGGAACAAUGUCGUGUAGCUCAGAUGUUCAGAGAUAUUCGAGCGAAGUAGGAAGAGAAUUACUUGAGUUUGACUUUAUGACUGGUAAGCUAAGAGUUGUGACGGGUCCAAAUCACUUAUUUGAUAAAAAAGCUCAGUCAAUUAAAAAGAAAACAUUUGCUUCUGAUCAUGUUGUUGUUACUGAAUCUUCGAAGAGUAUUGAAAUAAAGUCUGGUGAUACUGCUGAUGUUGAAAACCCUUCAAAUUUACACGUUCAUACGGAGAAAAUAAAAGAAGUUAACAAAAUUCUGCUAGAGAUUGUCGAAGAAAUUCCUGAUAAAUGGAACAAUUUGGCAAUAUUUCUGAAUGUUAAAAUUGCGAAAAUAAAAGAAAUUGAAUUAAAUCAUCGUAACGUGAUCUGGCAAGGGUUUGAAAUGCUAAAGUUUUGGUAUGAAUCACGAGAAAAUAAGCAGUUGUGGUACAAAGAACUUGCCGCUGCUCUUCGCGAGUUCGAGAAAAAUAAUUUGGCUGAAGACGUUCUUCAUAAAGGAAUCAAGCAAAUUCUGCUAAUGUUUGCCCAAGAAAUUCCUGAUAAAUGGAAGUAUUUGGCUGUAUUUCUGAAUAUCAAAGAUGCGAAAAUAAAAGAAAUUGAACUAAAUAAUCGUGACGUGAGCUGGCAAGGGUUUGAAAUGUUAAAGUUUUGGUUUGAAUCACGAGAAAAUAAGCAGUUGUGGUACAAAGAGCUUGCCGCUGCUUUUUGCAAUAUCGAGAAAAAUAAUUUGGCUGAAGACGUUCUUCUUAAAGGUGCAAAUGUGGCUAAAAAUUGUUAAACUGAAAUUCAAAGGUCAUUUGUCCAUUUUUUAUAAUCGUCAUUUUCAUGUAAAACUCAGAAGCUAACAUUGGAUUGGUUUUAUUGAUUUACGCUUUUAUACAUGAAAAAAAUUCUCAGUUCUCAUUGGUUAAAUUCUCAGUGUAAAUACCAGUAGAAAAAAAAAGAAACACGGUGCAGUAAAAAGGAAUUACAGUGCAAUUUUUUUAAAAGUAAAUUUGCUCCUGAUUGGUUAAUCAAACAAAGAAGUGAUCUAAGAGCCAAACAAUAUGGAACAUUUCAAAGGCGUGAAAGUUAAAUUAAAGUAAACAAAGCAAAUGCAAUGGCUGGCGCAAGCUUAAGUAAAUUUCUUUGGUCAAUGAGCUUACAAUUCGCACUGGACCAAAAAUGAACACUGCCAAAAAGUAGUUACCUUGUUCUAGCUGCGUGUUUGAAAGCUAUGGUGUUAUGAAAACUAAUAUCCAAUGGAAUUGUAUUAUACGUGCCAGCCAGAAUUGAGAAAGUUUUUCAUAUAUAUUAAGCCCUUAAUAACUGACCUCGAGGUCUUUAUGGACUGACCAAGUUCUUUUUGCACCAACCGAGUCCGUAGUAAAGUACAGAUCAUGAAAGCGACGUUAUUAAUAUAUUUAUUACAUAUGGCAUUAUUUGACUUGAAACAAAGCUUGCUUUGUUUCUCGUCCUGCUGUUUGGUAAGGGUUGGCUUUCAUCUUUCUAUUUUUUGUCAGUAAAAAGAAAUCAUUUUUAGUUUUUUAUUGUCUGCAUAAUUAAACUCUUUUCCGAGAGUUUUUCCUUUUACUCACAUUCGUAAAUAGUGUUUGUUACAAUUCUUUUCGUUUUUCUGUUUUUUUCAAGAACUUUGUUUACAUUUUACAUUUGACUAUAAAAUUACGCAUUUUGGACUGUGUAAUAUUCUUUAUUUUUUUUGAUACGUCUCUGACUCUGUCAGUCAGACUACUACUUAUGUACACGACUAUGGGUUUCUUAUACAGAUAGGAAUUAGCAUAAAUGUAUAUUAAUCAUGUUUUAUAUCAAUAUAUUAUAACCCUCCUUUUUAAAACUAGUAUCCUUGUACUUUUCAGUCUGAUUUUUCUAUUAAUUACUUUCUAGUAUAAAUAAACGAUUAACUAACUAUUCCCUAUGUAAUGUAACUAAUGUUCUGAUUUUAUAAAUGUCUAUAUUAAAGGUUAAACAUAGUC
Molecule: messenger RNA, 2291 nt
Organism: Xenia sp. Carnegie-2017
Lineage: Eukaryota; Metazoa; Cnidaria; Anthozoa; Malacalcyonacea; Xeniidae
Exons: 8
Coding region: 83-1096 (337 amino acids)
Biological process (GO): signal transduction
Molecular function (GO): protein binding
Source: RefSeq, a predicted model, not a curated record